Messenger RNA from Protopterus annectens (West African lungfish), 8147 nucleotides. RefSeq lists its product as uncharacterized. NCBI's taxonomy places the organism in Eukaryota, Metazoa, Chordata, Ceratodontiformes, Protopteridae. The transcript has 2 exons. The coding region runs from base 2211 to 3308 and encodes 365 amino acids. The record is from RefSeq and is a predicted model, not a curated record. Gene Ontology annotation, molecular function: protein dimerization activity.
UAAACCGAUAUGCAGGAUGUGUGCUAGUUUAUUACUGAUCUUACUAGUGUGCUUCACUCCCUUGCAAUCGGUUCCUGCAAGUACAAGGACUUUAUUAAGGAGAGCAGUACAUCUAAGAGUUGCAGAUAAGUACGAUAUAUUUGGGAAACUGGUUACCUUGAACAUGAUAGGAACCUACUGUUGAAAUAUUCGGAAGCUUCAAGUGCUCCAAUGAAUACCGCAUCCUCUGCAAUGAAUACCGCAUCCUCUGCAAUGAAUACCGCAUCCUCUGCAAUGAAUACUGCCUCCUCUGCAUCUGUGAAUCGGUAAACAGUUUCAUGACAACUGAAUAGCAUUCCUGAUGCCUUACAUUGUAGGCACGAUCUGUGUGGACAGUAAAUCAGAUGAAAAUUGAGCCACAACAUCACUUUAUGAACCAGUACAGUAAUAGCAUUCAAAAUGUUUACAAGUAAAUGAAUAGGAUGAGAUGGGAGGGUAAAUGUGCUCAAUGUAAGCAAGCUCUAGUUCCAGAUGACUGAUUCUUGUAUUUGGAUUGGCUGUUUAGUGCCAGUAAUUGAGAAGCCUAUAAAAAUUCUGCUGUUUUCUAAUUUUGUAUAGUAUAAAGUUGGCUCUAAUACAUGUACUAACAACCAUUUGUAGUUGCAAGGCCUACUUGGGUGAAUUGCAAGACUUGGGUGGGUAGGCAGCUCUAAGAAUUGAGGGAGUUUAUGAACACUGCAACUUCCAGUUCCUGCCAAAGUCCCAGCAAUGCUUGCUGUAUGGUAGAUGUUGAGGUGCCAAGCAGUCCUUCCAGACCAGGUGAAAGUGACAGUUCCUGCCAAAGUCCCAGCGAUGCUUGCUGUAUGGUAGAUGUUGAGAAUACUGGUACUGGAUGUACAGAUAAUGAAUCUGAGUCACAGGUGUGUGAUAAUGGCUCUGACCUUGCAGUUGGUAAUGCUGAGUGUGUCAGAGAGUGUGGAGCUGAGUCGGUGUCUGGGGCAUCCAUUGACUCUAUUCCUGUGUGGUCAGAGCUAGGAGCGAGUCCUGUAUCUGACCAAGUAGUAGAUAUAUGUGAGGAGGAAAAUAAGGAAGUAGCUCCAGUAACAUGCAGGGAAGUCGAUAGUGACCCUGGUAAAUGGCCAGAUCCCAUGGAUGAUAAAGUUCGCUGUCUGUUAAGUGCUAAAGGGCCUGUUCAGAUAAUGAAUCACACUUUUCCCUAUGAUGAUCACCAUAGAAGAUUUAAUCCUAUCUUCUAUACAAAAAGACUUACAAAUGGUGAGACAGUCAGAAGGUCUUGGUUGGUGUAUUCUGAAAGUAGUGACUUAGUAUUUUGUUUUUUUUUUUGCAAACUCUUCAGCAGUACUCAUUUAGUUGCCCUGUCUAGUACAGGAACAUGUGACUGGAAAAAUUUGGGCCAAAAGCUUGUAGAACACGAGCGGUCAGUGAAACAUAAAGAAGCUGCUGCUAAGUGGAGCGACUUGCACUUGAGGCUUAAGAAUAGCUCCACCAUUGAUCACCACCGUGAGAACAUGAUUAAGUCUGAGAGAAAAUACUGGAGAAACGUUUUGGAAAGACUUCUUGCAAUCUGUCAGUACUUGUCCCAACAUAACUUGGCAUUUAGGGGUAGUGAGGAUCGACUCUACAAGUGGUAAUGGCAACUUCCUUGGGUUAGUGCAGCUGUUGGGCAAGUUUGAUCCAGUAAUACAAGAGCAUCUUCGUCGGAUCAGUAAUGCCGAGAUCCAUGAUCACUACUUGGGGAAAACCAUUCUGAACGAGUUGAUAAUGUUAAUAUCGAAGUCUGUCAGAGACUCUAUUUUGCAAAAGAUAACAAAUGCAAAGUACUACUCUAUUAUAUUGGAUUGCACUCCUGACUGCAGCCAUCAGGAACAGAUGUCACUGACUGUCCGUAUUGCUGAAUGCAAUGAAAGUGUGGAAGCUAAGGAGUACUUCUUGUCCUUCCUCCAGGUUACUGAGACUACUGGGGGUUUUCUGACAGACAUUGUGUUAAAUGAACUCAAAAGUUUGGGAGUUCCCCUCGAAAACUGCAGAGGUCAGGGUUAUGACAAUGGCUCUAAUAUGAAGGGGAAACAUUCUGGUGUUCAGGCAAGAAUCUUGGCCUUAAAUCCACGUGCAUUUUUGUACCCUGUGGCUGUCAUAAUCUCAAUCUGGUAAUUGGUGAUGCUGCAAAGUCUUCUAUAGAUGCUGUUUCAUACUUUGGUAAUCUGCAACGAAUGUAUACUCUGUUUACAUCCUCUACUCAAAGGUACAAAAUAUUUCGGGAUAAUGUGUCUGGUCUAACUGUAAAGCCACUGUGUGAGACCAGGUGGGAGUGUAGGGUAGAAAGUGUGAAAGCAGUGAGAUACCAAGUGGGUGCAGUUUAUGAUGCCUUAGUUUCAGUGGCGGAAGUUACAAAAGGGAAGGAUCCUAAGGCAUAUUCAGAAGCAGCAUCCCUGAGCAGUACAAUGAAAAGUGCUAAGUUUUUAAUAGCACUGGUAGUCUGGUAUGAUGUAUUAGUAAGGGUUGGACAAGUCAGUAAACUUUUACAAAGCUCAUCCAUGCAGAUUGCUCAAGCAGUUCUGCUUGAAGAACUGAAAAGGUUUUUAACAGAAUACAGGGCCACAGGGUACGAAAAGGCAAAAGUGACUGCUACUGAGCUAGUUGAAGAACUGGAGGUAGAACUCAAGUUUCCUGGUGCAGAUGAGGUGAGACCCAGGAAAAAGAGGAAGCUUUUUGGUUAUGAAGGUGAUGAUGAGUGUCUAACUAGUCCUGAACAGAAUUUUAAAAUCAACUUUUUCAACUCUCUUGUUGAUGUUGCACUGUCAUCUGUGCAGGACAGGUUCACACAACUUGCAGCUCAUAGUGCUACUUUUGGCUUCCUCUACAACAUACAAGACCUCUGUAAUGUUUCUGAUGAUGAGCUAUUGCAGCUCUGUAAAGACUUGCAGAAUCUUUUAACGCACAAUGACUCUGCUGAUAUCGAUGCAGUACAGCUGUAUGAGGAAUUGAAAACCCUUUGCCACAUUAUGCCAAAGGGAUUAUCAGCACUGGAUGUCCUUAAUGUAAUGAAAAAGCGUGGGUUAGUGGAGAUAUUCCCACAGGUAGUGGUAGCUCUAUGCAUUUUGUUGACUUUGCCAGUGACAGUUGCAUCUGGGGAGAGAAGCUUUUCAAAACUCAAACUAAUUAAAACAUACUUAAGAAGUACUAUGCUACAGGAUAGACUUGUGGGCUUGGCUAUGAUUUCUAUUAAUAAUGAAAUAUCUUGCCAGAUAGACUCUGCUGAUAUAAUUGAUAGAUUUGCUCAGUGCAAGGCAAGAAAAGUGCGGUUUUAGAAAGUGGUUAUGUAUGAAUCUAACAAUGUGCAAAUUUUGUAUGACUUUACAACAGUUGUAAGCAGAAGGCACAGUAGUUCUGUAGUAUGCGAGUUCCUGUAGGGAAGCACUACAGUAGAGUUGGCAGGUAAGCACCAAGUAUGGCCAGCUAUGCACUUCUAUAUUGUAACAUACCUGAAUGGGUAUAGCGAAGCCAACUGCACAUGUUCUUGCAUGUGUACUGAAGGUAUAGUUGCCUACUGCCAAUAGGAUCAUUGCCAGUCUUUGAUAAAUUAUCUGACUGGUACAGUAUAUUUAACAUUGUGAAAACAAGCCUACUGAUUUUAAGUGACUCAAGUAGAAAUGAUAGUCUGAACAAGUGUAACAUUUCACUGAAGCAUUGCAUCUAGAAAUGUCAGACUGUCUGUAUUGCUGAAUGCAAUGAAACUGUGGAAGGAAAUGUGUACUUUUGUCCUUCCUCCAGGCUACUGAGACUGCUGCUGGCUUUCUCAGUGACAUUGUGGUAAAUGAACUGAAGUUGGAGUUCCACAAAACUGCAGUGGCCAGGGUUAUGACAAUGGCUGUUAACAUGAAAGGAAACUGUUCAGGCAAGAAUUUUCUUUACAUCCACAUGCAUUUCUUGCACCCUCUGGCUGUCACACAAUCACAAUCUAGUAAUUGCUGAUGCAAACUAACUUUUCAGUAGAUGCUGUUUCAUUCUUUGGUAAUCUGCAAUGAAUGUACACUGUUUACAUUCUAACUCUAGUACAAACUAUUUUGGCAUGUGUUGGGUCUAACUGUAAAGCCACUUGGACCAGGUUGAAGUGUAAGGAGAAAGUGUCAAAGCAGUGUGAUUUGAAGUGGGUGCACUUUGCAAUGCCUUGGUUUCAGUGGCAAAACUUACAAAAGGCAAGGAUCCUAAGGCAUUUCUGAAGCAGCAUUGCUGAGCAGUACAAUAAGUGUUAGUCAACUUUUAACACUCUUGUUGUUGCACUGUCAUUUGAGAAGGACUGGUUCACUCCGCUUACAGCUCACAGUGCUACUUUUGGCUUCCUCAACACACAGGAACUCUUGGUAGUUACUGAAAAUAUUUCAAUUGUCUGUUAACCCACUUUGCAUUUGCUGAUUGAUGCAGUACAGCUGUAUGAGGAAUUAAACACUGAUAAUCCCUUUGGAGUAAUGUCAGUGCUUGAUUUCCUUAAUGUAAUCGUGUAUUUGUCUCUUACUAGAGGUAGCGCUGCGCAUUUUGUUGACACUGCAUGUGACAGUUGCAUCUGGGGAGUGAAGUUUCUCCAAACAAGUACUAUGUUACAAGGUAAACCUGUGGGAUUGGCUAUGAUCUGAAUUAAUAACUGCUCUUGCCAGAUGUUAUAUGCUGAUAUAACUGAUUACAAGGCAUGAAAAGUGCAGCUUUUGUAAGUAGCUAGGUAGAGACUGAACAGUGUGCAAAGUAUGUAUGAUUUCACAUCUUAUGUACUCUAUAGUCUGAUCCUACAGCGGAAGGCAUAAUACUUUUCAAUGCCAGAGUUCCUGUAGGGCAGCAGCACAAAGUACUGCCAACUAGGCACUAUUCUGUACUACUGUAACUGGCUUACUUGAAUUGCUAGGACAAAGUUGAACCCUAUUCUUCUGUCUGCUAAUGUUUCUGCAUGCAUAAUGGAAGGUGUGGUUGCAUAAUGGCAGUAGGGUCAUUGCCAGUCUAUCUGCCAGUUGCAGUAUACAGUGAACUGUGCCAACUGAACACUAGUUGCCUCAUGCAGACAUGACAAUACAAGUGUAACAUGUCACAUGAAACUGUCCAUUUUGUGAAUGCAAUGAAACUGGAAGGAAAGGGGUACUUUUUGUCCUUCCAUGUUACUGGGACUACUGGUGGAUUUCUCAAUAACCAUGUUAAAUGAACUUAAGUUUGGGAAUUCCACUAGAUAACUGCAGAGGCCAGGGUUAUGACAUUGGCUCGAAAUAUGAAAGGAAACAUUCUGGUGUUGCAGGAAUCUUGUCUUUAAAUCCACAUGCAUUUUUUGUACCCUCGGGCUGUCACAACCUCAAUCUUGUAAAAAGUGAUGCUGCAAAGUCUUCAGUAGAUGUUUCAUUCUUUGGUAAUCUGCAACGAAUGUACACUUUUCAGAGGUACAAAAUAUUUUGUGAUGUGUCAGGUCUAUCUGUAAAGCCACUUUGUGAGACCAGGUGGAAGUGUAGGGUAGAAAGUGUCAAAGUGGGUGCACUUUCCAAUGCCGUGAUGUUGUCAGGUCUAUCUGUAAAGCCACUUUGUGAGACCAGGUGGAAGUGUAGGGUAGAAAGUGUCAAGCACCCUAAAGUGGGUGCACUUUCCAAUGCCUUGGUUUCAGUGGCAGAACUUACAAAAGAUCCUAAUGCAUAUCUGAAGCAGCAUGGCUAGUACAAGUGCUAAGUUUUUAAUAGCACUGGUGGUCUGGUAUGAUGCAUUAGUGAAGGUUGGAAAAGUCAGUAAACAUUUGCAAAGCUCUUCAUGCAAAUUGAUCAAGCAGUGGUUCUGCUUGAUGAACUGAAAAGUGUUUUAACACAAUACAGGGCCACAAGGUACAAAAUGGCAAAAGUAACUACUACUGAGCUAGCAGAAGAUCUGGAGGUAGAAUUCCAGUUUCCUGGUGCAGAUGAGGUGAGACCCAGGAAAGCGGAGGCUUUUAUCAACCAAAUGACUUAGUCCUGAACAGAAUAAAGUCAACUCAACACUCAUGUUGAUGCAGUCAUCUGUGAAGGACGGGUUCACUCAAUGUCCAGCUCAGUGCUACUUUUGGCUUCUCUACAACAUACAAGAACUCUUGGUAGUUACUGAACAUAUUUCAAUUCUGUCUGUUAACCCAGUUGGAAUCUGCUGAUAUUGAUGUAGUACAGCUGUAUGAGGAAUUAAACACUUUAUCACAUUACUCCAAAGGGAUUCAGUGCUGGAUGUCAAUGUAAUGCAGCGCGUAUUACUUGAGAUAUUCUCACAGGUAGUGGUAGCUCUGCACAUUUUGUUGACACUGCUAAUGACAGUUGCAUCUGGUGAGAGAAGCUUCUCCAAACUACAACUAACAUAUUUAAGUACUAUGUGACAAGAUAGACUUGUGGCCUUGGCUAUGAUCUCAAUGAAUGAGGUAUCUUGCCAGAUAGACUAUGGUGAUAUAAUUGAUUUGCUCAGUGCACGAUAAGUGCAGCUUUAGUAAGUAGCUAGGUAAUGAAUGGUGUGCAAAUUAUGCAUGAUUUAACCUGUAGUCAAGAUUUUACAGUGUAAGGCAUAACAAUUGUGCAGUAUGCCAGAGUUCCUGUAGGGAAGCAGUACAGCAAAGUUGGUAGGGAAGCUGAGUACUGUCAGUUGUGCACUUCUCUACUACUGUGACUGGCAAACCUGAAUGGCUAUAACAAAGUCAAACCCUGUUCUUGCAUCCGCUAAUGUUUCAGGGAAUUGGUUAUGGCUAGGCUUGUGUAGACUCUAGGGCCAAUCUUGGGUUCAUUGUGUAAAGGUGGAGUUGUAUAAUGCCAAUAGGGUCAGUGCCAGUCUUUAAUAAAUUACCAGACAAUGAUACACCACAUUUCAGAGGGAAUGUGCCAACUGAAAUCUCUAAGACUGCAGUAGACAUGACAGUUUGUACAAGUGUAACAUUUCACUGUGAAACAUUGCAUAUAGAAAUGUACAUCAAAUGGCAGCAGGGGAAUAAAACCAAACUAUUACAAUGUCUGAAGCAUGAACCAGCUAAAUGAGUCUUCAAAUUACUCAAGUGUACCUGACAGUUUGGCAAUUUAAACAUUUUAAGUCACACAUUAAAUAGAAAUGUGUAGUAGCCAGCAAUGAAAUAAAAUCUGACUAUUUCAAUGUCUUUAACAUGAACUAUGCCUAACCUUUUCAAAAUUACUCAAGCAGACCAGACACUUUUUUUUUGUUCACGUUGCACAUUAAUUGUGAAGUAUUGCAUAUAGAAAUGCAUGAAUAGCAGCAGAUAAAAUGUGACAAAUUUUGAUGUCUAACAUUGAAGUGCACCAACUGAAAUCUAACGUCUUCAACUUAAGUGGACCUGACAGCUUGUACAAGUUAAUCACUUUUUACUGUUGAACACUGCGUUUAGAAAUGUACAUCUAAUAGCCAGCAAAGGAAUACUUGAAUGAAUAUUGUUGACAUGAAGGGUGUCCAUUCACGUGGACCUCACACAUUUCAUUGUGAAACAUGUACAUAUAGAAAUGUACAUCUAAUGGCAGCAGUGGAAUAAAACCGGACUACAAUGUCAAGCAUGAACUGAACCAGCUAAAUGAAUGUCUUGAAGUUACUCAUGUGGACCUGACACUUUGCAAGUUAAACAUUUAACUGUCAAAUAUUGCAUACAGAAAUGUCUAGGAGCCGGCAAUUAAAUAAAAUCUGACAAUUUCAAUGUCUAACAUUAAUUGUGCCAACUGAAACCCAAUGUUUUAAAUCAAGCAGACUGGACAGUUUCUACAAGUGAAACACUUUUUAUUGUUGAAGACUGCAGUUGGAAAUGUUCAUCUGGUCAUCUGGUAGCCAGCAAAGGAAUAAUUAAAUGACAAUUUCCAAUGUCUUUCACAUGAAGUGACAAUUCAAGUGCACCUGGCAGUUUAUACAAGUGUCAAACAUGCAUAUAGAACUGCACAUGUAAUGGGAGAGCAAUGCAAUAAAGUCAUCUGACAAUUUAUGAACUGUAUAAAGUAAAUGUCUAGCAGCCAGCAAUGAAAUAAAAUCUGACUAUUUCAAUGUCUCUAGCAUUAAUUCUGCCAACUGAAACCUGUUUUCAAAUUGGUCAACCAGACCUGACAGUUUGUACAAAUGCAAAAUUUUACUGUCAAAGAUUGCAUAUAAAAAUGUACUUGACAAGUAAUGGAAUAAAUCAUUUGACA